AUGAGCGCCCCACAGGCCAACGAGGCGGAGAAGAAUAUCGAGAUAUGGAAGGUCAAGAAGCUCAUCAAGAGGCUUGAGUCUGCUCGUGGUAACGGCACCUCCAUGAUCUCGCUCAUUAUCCCUCCCAAGGAUCAAGUCUCACGAGCGUCGAAGAUGUUGGCUGAAGAAUUUGGUACCGCCUCCAACAUCAAAUCUCGUGUCAACCGUCUCUCGGUUCUCUCCGCCAUCACAAGUACCCAGCAGCGCCUGAAGCUGUAUUCCAAAGUCCCUCCGAAUGGACUAGUCGUCUACUGUGGUGAAAUCAUCACCUCCGAAGGAAAAGAGCGCAAGAUCAACAUCGACUUCGAACCUUUCAAGCCGAUCAAUACGUCUUUGUACCUAUGCGACAACAAGUUUCAUACCGAGGCUCUUUCCGAGCUUCUUGAAUCUGACCAGAAGUUCGGAUUCAUUAUCAUGGACGGUAACGGAGCUUUGUUCGGAACUCUCAGCGGCAAUACGCGCGACAUCGUCCACAAGUUCUCCGUCGAUCUUCCGAAGAAGCAUGGUCGUGGUGGUCAGUCCGCCCUGCGUUUCGCGCGUCUUCGAGAGGAGAAACGUCACAAUUACGUCCGAAAAGUGGCAGAAUUGGCCGUCCAAAACUUUAUCACCAACGAUAAGGUCAACGUCGCCGGCCUGAUCCUGGCCGGUUCGGCCGACUUCAAAAACGACUUGAACCAAUCGGACCUGUUCGAUGGGCGUCUGCAAGCGAAAGUCAUCAAGAUCGUGGAUGUUUCAUAUGGUGGCGAGAACGGUUUCAAUCAAGCCAUCGAGCUGUCCUCGGAGACUCUCUCCAACGUCAAGUUCAUUCAAGAGAAGAAGCUCAUCAACAAGUACUUCGAUGAGAUUUCCCAAGACUCUGGGAAGGUUUGCUACGGUAUCGAUGAUACCCUCAAGGCCCUCGAACUAGGCGCCGCUGACAUCUUGAUCGUCUUCGAAAACUUGGAAGUGACUCGUUGGACGCUCAAGAGCAGCCAGGGAAGCGAGAUCAUCCUCCACACCACCAAGCAACAAGAGAAAGGCGACCGUUCCCAAUUUAUGGACAAGGACACCGGGCAAGAGAUGGAAAUCAUCGAGCAAGGAUCGUUCCUUGAAUGGCUUGCGGAACACUACCGCGACUUCGGCGCCAACCUCGAGUUCGUCUCCGACCGAAGCUCCGAGGGCAACCAGUUCGUCAAAGGCUUCGGUGGCAUCGGCGCCAUCUUGCGCUACAACGUCAAUUUCGAACAGCUAGCCGAUUUCAGUGACGAAGAUGAAUUUUAUGACGACUGA
This is a messenger RNA of Eremomyces bilateralis CBS 781.70, 1308 nucleotides long. RefSeq names its product eukaryotic peptide chain release factor subunit 1. Gene Ontology annotation, biological process: cytoplasmic translational termination. The transcript has 3 exons. Gene Ontology annotation, cellular component: translation release factor complex; cytosol. NCBI's taxonomy places the organism in Eukaryota, Fungi, Ascomycota, Dothideomycetes, Eremomycetales, Eremomycetaceae. The record is from RefSeq and is a predicted model, not a curated record. Gene Ontology annotation, molecular function: translation release factor activity, codon specific; sequence-specific mRNA binding. The coding region runs from base 1 to 1308 and encodes 435 amino acids.